UUGUAGUUUCAUAUUUUUUAUUCUUAUAAUUCCGAUUCUUCUUAGUGACUAUUUAGAGAGAUCAUCUCGUUGCCAAGUAACAAGGUUCCACAAAAUAGUUGGUGACAAUUUAUCAAAAUUUUACUGAAAAGUCAUAAAAAUCGUACAAAUUAAACACAUUAAACAUUUAAAGGACAUCUUCAGAGACCACUGGUACACCAUUCAACAUGUAUAAGCUAGAUUUACCGAUAGAUUACAAAGAGGCGGCCGCUAUAGAGCGGAGGAAAAAUAUGGAGGAGCAGAGGAAAAGCAGAAUUUUCAAUUCAAAAACCAGAAUAAUUGGGGUUGAUGUACAAGCCCUAGAACAUCAAGCUAAAGACAGAGCAACAAUGGAAGAUCUGGAAAGAAAACGUGAAGCAGCAUUCGCGGCAGAUGCAGUUAGGCAUGACAAAAUUGCUGAUCUUUUGAAUAAACGUCAAGAAAAUGACAUGCGUGAACUGAAUAAAGCUGUCAAUGAGUUUAGACUGCUUCACCAACAACCAGACAACCGUAGAGAAUUCGACCUUUAUGAUCCUGAUUACCUGAAAAAAGAUAAACCAGGUAGGGUGUCUGAUGACGAUCCUCGAUGCGGAAUUGCAAGUCUUCAAAAAUUUGAUGGUGAAGAUUUAAAUAAUAAAGCCAGGACAAAAUUCCAACAAGAACAGCUGAGGGAGUGGGCAGAACAGCAGAAACAUGAAAGAGAUCAAGCCAAGAAAAAUCAAGACCAAGCUGAUCGAUUACAUGAUCUGAAAAUGCGAGAAUUGGAUGAACGUGCUAUGGAGCUGCAGAAAGCAGAAGAGGAUUGUAGAAAGGCCAUAAAUCAUGCACAGACAGAUUACAACCAAGCUCUGGCUAGAGAACAAGCAGAGAAGAAACGCCUUGCCAGUCAGCAAGAACAGGAUGACAACAACACAGAAAUAGCCAAUCAUGUCUUUGGUGAUAUUCUAACUGAGAAUCCAUCCGUAGCCCAGAGUGCAUUUGGACCUCAUAGGGUAAUUACUGACAGGUGGAAGGGAAUGAGUCCUGAGCAGAUUGCUGAUAUCAAACGAACCCAAGAAUUACAGCGUAAAGAGAAAGAGCGUUUGAAACAAGAAGAAGAGCUACGAGAUAAAGAAUGGGAACGUCAAAGGAUCGCCAAUGCAAGGGCAGCUUUACUAUUGGAACGCGAACAAGAUCGUCAGAAGAAAGAUCUCGACAAACAACAGGCAAAUGAAAAUAAGAGACUUUCAUCAGAGCAGAAAAAUCAUCUGGACUUUAUGAAUAAAGAGGUUUAUACAAACAGGCCAUCUGCAGCGUAUUUUCAGCAAUGGAACACGACAACUCGAUAAUCAUAAUUAUGCAUACAUUAAAAAAUUCAUUUCGAUUUCUCCAUCAACAAGGAAUUUUUUCUCUCAAUGUUUGAUAUAGACAUGUGGUGUCUAAAACUCAUUUAGAAUUGUUACAUGUUUUUUAGUAUCCUAUUAUAAGCCAAUGCAAUGUUUACAAACGUUACAAAUUUACUGUACUGUGUACUGUUAAUGCUAAACAUCUGCAAUCAUUAAACAAAAGAACCAAUAGAUAUUCAGGUUCACCAGAUUAAACUGUUACAAGUUCACAGUGUCUCCUAUAUGAUUUCUUACUGAGGAAUAUAUUCAUGGAGUGUGUCAGC
Messenger RNA from Owenia fusiformis, 1666 nucleotides. Lineage: Eukaryota; Metazoa; Annelida; Polychaeta; Sabellida; Oweniidae. The record is from the annotation of a GenBank genome assembly.